Messenger RNA from Arachis duranensis, 968 nucleotides. Its product is annotated as ubiquitin-conjugating enzyme E2 20. Lineage: Eukaryota; Viridiplantae; Streptophyta; Magnoliopsida; Fabales; Fabaceae. The transcript has 6 exons. The coding region runs from base 280 to 807 and encodes 175 amino acids. The record is from RefSeq and is a predicted model, not a curated record.
UUUAUUUUUGUGUGUUGCAUAACGUUCUUAUUCUUUGGCCAUCCCAAAUUAGCCUCUGUUAUGUUCUGUUAUGUUGGUCACUUGAUGUUCCUGAAACCCACAACGGCUACCACCCACUCUCUUCUUUCUUUUUAAACCCAACUCACUCUUCAUUUUCACUUCAAUUCACUCACUCAUAUUCUCCUCUUACUUCUUCCUCUUUCAUAGCAAUAAUUAACAAUCAACAACAACAAUAACAUUAUCAUUUACUAAUUAAUCUAGUUCUAUAAUUCCAUUACUAUGGCUUCCAACACCAUCAUCAAUGUCCACACUCACACUGAAACUGCACAGCCCAACAUCACUCCUACAAAGACCGUUGAUUCUCACUCUGUUCUUAGAAGGUUGCAGUCUGAAUUGAUGGCUUUGAUGAUGAGUGGAGAUUGUGGUAUAUCUGCAUUUCCGGAAGAGGACAACAUAAUGUUAUGGAAAGGGACAAUUAAAGGAAGCAAGGACACAGUUUUUGAAGGAACUGAGUAUAAGUUGUCACUCUCUUUUCCCAAUGAUUACCCUUUCAAGCCUCCUAAAGUCAAGUUUGAAACUACCUGCUUCCAUCCCAAUCUUGAUCUUCAUGGCAACAUUUGCUUGGACAUACUUCAGGAUAAAUGGUCAUCUGCUUACGACGUUAGAACAAUUCUUCUAUCCAUACAAAGUCUGCUUGGAGAGCCAAACAUUAGUUCACCACUAAAUCCACAAGCAGCACAGCUUUGGAGCAAUCAAGAAGAAUACAGGAAGAUGGUACAGAAGUUGUACAAAACAACAAGUGCUUAGCUUUAACAGCAACAUUGGUGGAGUCUAAUCAAGCUUAGUUUAGAGAAGGUCCUUUUGUAUGUCUGCUUUGUAGAAGAGGAAGGAUGAAUCCAUAUUUAUUUUUGGGUGCUCCAUGGAUAUCUUCCUUGAAUUCUUUUUAAUAUAUCAUUGCAUGUCUCUUU